Messenger RNA from Penicillium olsonii, 501 nucleotides. Lineage: Eukaryota; Fungi; Ascomycota; Eurotiomycetes; Eurotiales; Aspergillaceae. The record is from the annotation of a GenBank genome assembly.
AUGCGUAAAUCGGACCAUUCGCCAUUCACCAUCAAGGGGCAGACGGUGGUACCCAAAGACCACGUUAAGAUCCUGGGUGUCUUGAUGGACACGAGGCUCAAGUACAAGGAGCAUAUCGCGAGAGCAGCGUCCAAGGGUCUCGAAGCAGCGAUGGAGCUUCGGCGAUUCCGAGGCCUCUCCCUAGCAACCGCGCGACAACUAUUCGCAUCGACGGUAGCACCAGUCGUGGACUACGCCUCCAAUGUCUGGAUGCACGCGUGCAAGGAUAAAGCCAUGGGGCCGAUCAAUCGAGUCCAAAGAGUAGGCGCGCAAGCCAUCGUGGGGACAUUUCUCACGGUCGCGACUAGUGUCGCAGAGGCGGAGGCUCACAUGGCUACUGCACAACGUCGAUUUUGGAAACAAGCCAGGAAAAUGUGGACAGACGUCCACACCUUGCCGGAAACCAAUCCUCUUCGCCGGUGUACAGAUCAGAUCAGAAACACAUCGACAUGGAGACAUUAG